Hyaloscypha bicolor E is the source of this 626-nucleotide messenger RNA. RefSeq lists its product as uncharacterized. The coding region runs from base 50 to 478 and encodes 142 amino acids. The record is from RefSeq and is a predicted model, not a curated record. The transcript has 4 exons. Lineage: Eukaryota; Fungi; Ascomycota; Leotiomycetes; Helotiales; Hyaloscyphaceae.
CGAAGGGAAGUGCUAGAAGAGAAAAUGCAAAAUAAGCGUUGGAACAUGGAUGGAGCGGAAAUCAAGUGGGGUCCCGAUAGAAGUCUCAUCAUCGUUUAUCGACAACUUCAACACUUACCAAUCUCACCAUCAACCUAUCUCCUCGACCCAAGCCGGGUGUGCGCAGUGUGGGUGUCGAGUGUCGAGUGUCGAGACAGAACAGUUACAACAGCUCCAAAGUAUUGCAUCCACAAGCAUGGCUUCAAGUUCGAACCCGCCUGACGCUCGCAUGAGCAGCGAUUCCGACCCUGAUUACGAGCCGGGCGGGGAAGAGGACGAAGAGGAGCAGUCGGAAGGAGAGAACCUUGCACAGGCAUAUCUCGAACGCUUACUCGCUGGCGAACUGGGUGUCGAAGAUGAAGCCGAGGAAGAAGAUGGACAGGAAGGACGAGAUGGAAUUUGGCGACAUCCGGGUCGAAAUCGAGGAAGAACCCAGUAACAUAGACGAGACCCAAGCGGAAAACGACGAAAGGAUCGCCCGGACGAGACGACGGGUCUUGCGUUUACUACAGAAUUCCGAAAUUGGACGGAUUUUCCGCUUUGCCCCAGACGACGACGAGGAUGAAGAUUUAGAUUGGAAUCCCAGA